Messenger RNA from Prosopis cineraria, 2056 nucleotides. RefSeq lists its product as uncharacterized. The transcript has 15 exons. Gene Ontology annotation, biological process: RNA processing. NCBI's taxonomy places the organism in Eukaryota, Viridiplantae, Streptophyta, Magnoliopsida, Fabales, Fabaceae. Bases 166 to 1698 code for a protein of 510 amino acids. The record is from RefSeq and is a predicted model, not a curated record. Gene Ontology annotation, molecular function: RNA methyltransferase activity.
UCAUUCUUCGACGGGCCGAGCCCAGACUAAACUACAAUAAUCAAAAUUGCCCCCGAGAGAAGAUAUUUCACAGCGAGUCGGUGUCCCACACACCGUUAUCCAUUCCCGCCUUGCAACUCAAGAACUGGCUCGAAGGCAGCUUCAGGUUUUCAGAGACAGUGGAAUAUGAACCUCUUCCUUGUCUCAACUCGGCCUUCCUUCCCUCUCUUCACCUGCCACGCCACCGCUGCCUUGGCCACCCACCCUUCGCCGCCGCCUCCUUCUCCUCAAACCUUGCCGCUGAGCCCUAAUACAUCCGUACAUUCUGCGCUGACCUGCGCUCUUCAUUGCCCACACUUUCAAUCUUGCUCAGGGUGCUCGCACGAGUUCAAUCUCCAUCAUCCCAUUAUAGUCGACGAAGCCACCAAUUUCUUUAAAAAAUAUGGAGUUUCCGAUUUCACAUUUGAUAGCUGCAAACUGUGGGGUUGGAGAUGCCGUGCAAAACUGGCUGUGCGCGGUUCAUCAACGAAACCUCUCAUCGGACUUUAUGAGGAGGGUACUCAUAACGUAGUUGACAUUCCGGAUUGCAAAGCUCAUCAUCCUAAUAUCAAUGCUGCCGUGGACCUGCUUAAACGAGGUAUUACUGAGGUGGAAGUUCAGCCAUAUGAUGAAGAUGAGGGUACUGGUGAUUUACGAUACGUUCAGAUGGCCGUUACAACUUACAACACAUCUCUUCCUGCCGCUGAAAGAUAUAAGAACGGAAAAGUACAGGUCACUUUAGUUUGGAAUUCAAGAAACGAAAAUUCAUCCAGGUCGGACAAACUCAACGCAUUGGCAAAUUUUCUUUGGGGGAAUGGUGGCCCAAGAAGCAGUUUCCAUUUAAUUCACUCUGUGUGGGCCAAUUUCCAGACUUCCACAAACAAUAUCAUUUUUGGGAAUAGAUGGAGACAUCUUCUUGGAGAAAGAGAUUUUUGGGAACGUAUUGGUGGCAUUGAUGUGUCCUUGGCUCCUUCCAGUUUUGGCCAGGCAAACACACGGGCUUUCAAUAUCUUGCUUCAGAAGCUACAGAAGUAUGUUCCAUAUGGAGCAUCUGUUGCAGACUUGUAUGCUGGAGCUGGGGUCAUUGGUUUGUCAUUAGCUUCUACAAGAAAGUGCAGAUCUGUGAAAUGCAUUGAGAUUAACAAAGAGUCGAAACUAUCUUUUGAGAAGACAGCUGAUCGCUUGCCUGCAACGGUUGAGAGUAACAUUACUUGGCAUCAUGCUGAUGCUUCAAAAGAACCUCUUUCUUGGCUUGUGGGCUCAGAUGUUGUUGUCAUUGAUCCUCCUAGAAAAGGACUAGGUGCAUCUCUUGUUGAUACAUUGCAAAAUAUAUCAUCAGUAGAGCAUAGAGUGUUGUCGUCAUCCGAAAGCUCAAGCUCCAGAGUCAGAGAAGAGAAAAGACCUUGGGUUUUGCGUGCUAAGGAAGCUUCAGUCCAUGUUGGAAGCAAAACGCCUCCGGAUGACAGCACACAGUCACUGCCACAAACCCUAAUAUACAUAAGUUGUGGAUGGGAAAGCUUCAAAGAGGACUGCAAAGCACUUUUGUCUAGUAAGGCAUGGCACUUGGAGAAAGCCCAUGGUUUUAAUUUUUUUCCUGGCACCCAAAGCAUUGAAGUUUUAGCAGUAUUCAAGAGGGGCCAUCGCAAAGCAAAAUCAGGAAAAAAGAAGAAGCGAUUGUAAGAAUCAGCGAGAUUUGAUAUAAGCAUGUCCUUCAGCUGGACAUGUAGUUGCCUUCACAACCAUGAGUCAGCAAGACUGUUGUGUGAUUGAAUUUGCAUGGAAGAAACAAUGGGGGAUAAAUGUUGAUCCGGAAGGGGGAAAAGCUGUCAUAAGCAUUUCCUUUGUCUUGUGUCAGUGCUGGUAGAAAAGGGCAUUUUGUUUCAUGAUUUAAUUUAAUUUGUUUCAAAGGAGUAGUCAUAAAUGAAUAUAGUUGUACAUCGCUGUUGUAUGUUAUUAUCCAUCUCUAAGUUCAGAUCAAGUAACGCCAAACUGGGCCUGAGAAAGCUGAUGUUCAAUUCAAUGAUUAGAUGAUUUUCCA